This is a messenger RNA of Rotaria sp. Silwood2, 1101 nucleotides long. The record is from the annotation of a GenBank genome assembly. NCBI's taxonomy places the organism in Eukaryota, Metazoa, Rotifera, Eurotatoria, Philodinida, Philodinidae.
AUGGGCGCUGUUAAAAAUGCUUCUGGUCUACUUGUAUGUCGCUUUUUGUUGGGUACGUUUGAAGCUGGUUUAUUUCCUGGAAUUAUUUAUUUUACAUCUCUAUGGUAUCCAAGAAAGCAACAAGCUAUUCGGCUUGGUUUAUUUUGGUCAUUUUCGGCACUUUCAGGUGCGUUUUCUGGUGUUGUUGCUUAUGGUAUCAGUCAAAUAAAUUCAGUAAAAUUAGCUAAAUGGCGAUUAAUCUUUAUUUUGGAAGGAGCUCCGACCUUUGUUUUAGCUUUGUGUUGUUGGUUUUUAUUACCGGAUUCGCCAGAAGCAGCAAAAUUUUUGAAUGAUGAAGAACGUCAACUUGAAAUUGAUCGUCUUGCUAAAGAUGCCGGUCCAACAAAAGAACGUAAAUUUUCAUGGUCUCAAGUUUUAUCUGUAUUUACUGAUUGGAAGACUUAUAUUUAUGCUAUCAUUUAUAUUACCGGAACAAUUGCUACACAAGGUAUAACUCUUUCUUUACCAGUGAUUAUUAAUAAUUUAGGAGAAUGGACAUCUCUUCAAGCACAAUUGAUGACUAUUCCAUCAUAUAUGGCAGCAUUUUUUGCUAUUCUCAUUGUUUCUUGUAGUUCUGAUUAUUUUAUGGAACGUUCUCUUCAUUGUUCUAUUACAAAUCUCUUAUCGAUAUGUGGUUUUCUAAUGCUUAUGUUAAUUGAUCACAAAAGAGUCGGUGCACUUUAUGUAGGCAUUAUAUUUGCUGCAAUCGGCACUUAUGCCAAUGUCAGUGUUAAGAUCGCUUGGUUCAAUAAUAAUUUUGCUUCACUUACUCGACGUGCUAUCGCAGCUGCAGUAAUCGUCUCGAUUGGUACGAGUGGUGGAGCUAUAGCAGGUCAAAUAUAUCGAGCUAACCAAAGACCACGAUAUUUUAUUGGUCAUACAAUUUCAUUCUGUUGUGUUGUAGUGCAAACAACAUUGGUACUUAUACUUCGAUUUAUAUUAAUGAUAAUUAAUUGCCGUCGAAAACGAAUGAAUGAUGAACAAAUUAAACAACAAGUAGAAAAUUAUGGAGGAGAGGAAUUUGUCGGUGAUCAUCAUCCUAAGUUUCGAUAUACGUUGUAA